GCUCUGCUGAACCGAUGGAGUAGUAGUACUCGUAGUAGUGGGAGUGCUCGCGGGUUCCUUUCGCCCUUUUCUCCUCCUUUUUUUAUUCAAUGGAUUCGCCUUUUCUCUGGACUAUUGCCUCAUUCAAUCGCGAGUGAGCUGCCGUGAAUCCUGAAAGGAGAAGUCUCCCGACAGGAGACAAGAUGGCGUCCAACAACACCCUGCGCAGCUACUCCAUCAUCCCCUGUUUCAUCUUUGUAGAGCUUGUCAUCAUGUCCGGCACGGUGUUGUUGGCCUACUACAUGGAGUGCACGGACCUGUUCAGCGUGCACGUGCAGGGUUUCUUCUGUAAUGACGCGGAGCUGAUGAAGCCGUACCCCGGCACAGAGGAGUCCAGCUUCAUCCCCCCUCUCAUCCUGUACUGCGUGGUGGCUGCUGCUCCCACUGCUAUAAUUUUCAUCGGAGAGGUGUCCAUGUACGUGAUGAAAUCAACGAGGGAAGCUCUCCUGGCCCAGGAGAAAACCAUUGUGACAGGAGACUGCUGUUACCUCAACCCCCUUAUCCGCCGCAUCGUACGUUUCAUAGGUGUGUUUGCGUUCGGUCUAUUUGCCACAGACAUCUUCGUCAACGCAGGCCAGGUGGUGACGGGAGGUCUCUCGCCCUACUUCCUGUCUGUCUGCAAGCCCAACUAUACCGGCACUGAGUGUCGUUUUAACCACCAGUUUAUCAUCAGUGGCAACAUCUGCACCGGGAACCCCGUUGUCGUGGAGAACGCACGGCGGUCGUUUCCAUCCAAGGACGCUUCGCUGAGUGUUUACUCUGCUGUUUACCUGACGAUGUAUAUCACCAGCACCAUCAAGACCAAGUCCAGCCGCCUGGCCAAGCCUGUGCUCUGUUUGGGCACGCUCUGUUCUGCCUUUCUUGCGGGUCUCAACCGAGUCUCAGAGUACCGAAACCACUGUUCGGACGUCGUGGCUGGAUUUAUACUGGGAUCAGCAGUUGCUCUGUUUCUGGGUAUAUGUGUUGUGAACAACUUCAAAGGCGUCCACAGUGCAGCAGCUAAACAGAAAACUGAAGACUACCGUGGCCUGCCUCUGAUGACUUUCCCCCGUGUAGAGAGCCCUCUGGAGACCCUCAGCGCACAGAACCAUUCAGCAUCGAUGACGGAGGUCACAUGACUAAGGGGGCAGCACCGGGUCACGUUUGCGUCUCCACAGCACUUCCAGACACAAUGACAAGGACGCAUGCAACGUGGCUCCGAAUGCUUCACAAAAAACACUACUGAUAUAUCUGUUUAAUUCACCUGGGGGACAAAAUACACCAUGUUUCUAAUGGUUCUCAUCUAGUUGGGCUAUGCUCAGUUCAACUUGCCACGGCACACAGAUUGCAUCUAUGGCAAAAAUAUUACAAGGCAAACUUAAGCACAGAUUGUUUUUCCAGAUAUUUGAAACCAUUUGAAACGUGGGACAUUUUUCCCUCCAUUGUGUGCUGUUUGUAGUUAGAGGACGGUGUUUUGUACAUUUUGUAUGAGCGAGUGCUAUAGCAUAUACUGACGGUGUUAAACCUGCACACUUCCUGUCAGCUGACCCACCCUGUUUUACAUCACAUCCUGUCAGGUGACUUGCUGCAUUGAUCACCACAUCUAUGCCCCUCAGUCUGAAAAAUAUUAUGGAAAAAAUAUUGAUGUUGUUGUUCUGUGAUGUUUGUCAUUUGUACAGAAAAAAAGACAGAAUACUUCUUUUUAUUAUCUCUUUCUGUACAUUAAUUGACCAUGUCAGGUCAUAUUUUGUAAAGAUUUUGUUAAUCUGUAUGACUAUUACUGUAUGAUCCAUUUGGACCUGUUUGCCUGCUGUAAACCUGGAUAUGUUUUGGUAUCAGUUUAGGUGUUUUGGGGAAUGACUCCUCUCCCCUUUGGAGGAAAUGACAAGGAAGAGUCAGUGACAUCCUACGGGUCAGAAAAUGGGGUUUGGCACUUGCAGUGCCAUAUAAUCAGCCACAAUGAAAAUGAAAUAUGAUUGGUUGACAUUCUCACUAUGAUUGUGUUUCACCCCAAUUUCCUGAUUCACUGUGAUGUUAAUAGGGAUUUUUCUCCAGAGGUCUAGUGGGGCUAGCCUGUGCCAGAUCUACCUGAAGAUUUGACUGGUAUGGCUUUACGAUUCAAUUUUAACAGAAAUCCCAAUGGAAGACAUCCUCAUAAGAUACAUGGAAAAAAGAAAAAAAGAGACAGAAAUGCUCUUUGAGGGAAACUGAGUGACUUACUUAAGGCCUGGCUAGCCGUUUUAAUGGAAACCAGGCUAAUGACUCCUGCUUCACUUUUCCUCUUUGAUGCACCCCUCCCUCUCCCCGACCCACCAGUGGAUUGUGAUGCAAUGUUGUGAUUCCAUUUCCCAUUGGAAGAUAAGCCCAGCAUGGAGAAGUCAAGAUGUUUUAUAAAUAUUCAUGAUUUGAACUAUACUCAUUAUCAUUGUGAUUAUAAUCGUCUUUUACUUUAAGAACAAA
This is a messenger RNA of Micropterus dolomieu (smallmouth bass), 2478 nucleotides long. RefSeq names its product phospholipid phosphatase related 1 (gene plppr1). Gene Ontology annotation, molecular function: phosphatidate phosphatase activity. The record is from RefSeq and is a predicted model, not a curated record. Lineage: Eukaryota; Metazoa; Chordata; Actinopteri; Centrarchiformes; Centrarchidae. The transcript has 8 exons. The coding region runs from base 183 to 1157 and encodes 324 amino acids. Gene Ontology annotation, biological process: signal transduction; phospholipid metabolic process; phospholipid dephosphorylation.